GUUCCGGGUUGCACACUCCGAUAAAUUCGUGCGUCUAGCAGUUGCAUGUCAAGGGAGUAGUAAGGUCAAGCCGUCAAUCAAUGGAUUUCUCCGUGACGUCUUUGCUGUACCUUGCCGCCUUGCUUUACGUGAUCGUGCAGCUAGUGCGUUUUGCCUUUGCGGACGCCGACUUUACAUUGCUAUGGACUGUCGCGUUUGGAAACAAGCCAGAGAACAAGCUGCAGGGGAAGGUGGUGUGGAUCACUGGGGCCUCCAGUGGUAUUGGAGAGGAGCUGGCCUAUCAGCUGGCUCGACUGGGGGCUCGCCUGAUCCUGUCUGCCCGCCGAGAGGGUGAGCUGGAGAGGGUGAAGCGCUGCUGUCUGGAGCGCAGCAACUUGCAAGAAAAGGAUAUUCUUGUUCUUCCGCUUGACUUGCUGGAUAGGGGAUCCCAUGAAGCAAAAAUGAAAUCUGCAGUCCAGCACUUUGGCAAUAUUGACGUCCUCAUCAACAACGGGGGUCGCACCCAGCGCUCCCUGUGCCUGGACACCAACGUGGAGGUGUACCAGGCUCUGAUGGACCUCAACUACCUGGGAACAGUGUCGAUGACCAAGCAGGUGCUGCCCCACAUGACGGAGCGUGGGACGGGUGUCGUGGUGACGAUCAGCAGCGUGGUGGGGAUGGCGGGAGCGCCGCUGGCCACUGGGUAUUCUGCCAGUAAACACGCCUUGCAGGGCUUUUUCAACUCUCUGCGCACGGAGCUCACAGACUACCCCGGGAUCACCAUUAGCACAGUGCUGCCUGGGCCCGUGCAGUCCCAAAUCGUCCACAAUGCUUUCACGGAGCAGCUCGGCAAGCCUGUGGCGACAGCAGGGGACCAGCAGCACAAGAUGCAGACGUCUCGAUGUGUCCGUCUCAUCUUGGUGGGCAUAGCCAAUCAGAUCCGGGAGAUGUGGAUUGCCCAGCAGCCCUUUCUUCUCGCUUUCUACUUGUGGCAGUAUGCGCCCACCUGGGCCUGGGCCUUCACAAACUACCUGGGCAGAAAGAGGGUGCAGAACUUCAAAGCGGGACUGGUUUGUACCAAAUCUUCUCAUUCUUACUGCAUCAGAGAUUUCAUCUUAGGGCAAACAGGGAAUCCCACAAUGUAUUAGACACCAAGGGAGUCUAAGAGAUGCAAGUAUUGGACAGAAUAAUAUGGCUUGUGUACAACUGAUUUGACCGGACAUCUUUCAUUUUUAAUGUAGUGAUCAAAGGUAACAUGCCCACCUAGGUGUUCUAUAUAUGAAAAAUUGUGACCACUUGGUAAUUCAGAGCAUGCUCCAUUGGAGCGGUGUGGGAAAAUAAGCAGCUGCUCCCUUGGUGAAGGCUGUCCAUCAUAAAGCCCCUCUCCAAAUCACCGUAAUCCUGCAGCUGGUUGCUUUUCUGGGGGCUAAAACAGCCGAGUCCAAAAUACCAGCUGUCAGGCAUGUAGGGGUUCAUUAUAAUGGCAAUCAAAAGUAGUCCAUACAACUCUUCUGAACCGCAGCCAGAAUUCACUUAAUUUCACUCUCCCUCUAAGUAAAUUCACCAAACGAUGGUCCACAGGACAGCUUUUCCUGUCUGUGGGCUAGGGAAGGCCUUGAUA
This is a messenger RNA of Megalops cyprinoides (Indo-Pacific tarpon), 1600 nucleotides long. It is a transcript of the gene dhrs7, whose product is annotated as dehydrogenase/reductase (SDR family) member 7. The record is from RefSeq and is a predicted model, not a curated record. The transcript is spliced from 7 exons. Bases 81 to 1127 code for a protein of 348 amino acids. Gene Ontology annotation, molecular function: oxidoreductase activity. NCBI's taxonomy places the organism in Eukaryota, Metazoa, Chordata, Actinopteri, Elopiformes, Megalopidae.